Oenanthe melanoleuca is the source of this 13735-nucleotide messenger RNA. RefSeq names its product A-kinase anchoring protein 13 (gene AKAP13). The coding region runs from base 502 to 8547 and encodes 2681 amino acids. NCBI's taxonomy places the organism in Eukaryota, Metazoa, Chordata, Aves, Passeriformes, Muscicapidae. The transcript has 42 exons. Gene Ontology annotation, cellular component: membrane; actin cytoskeleton. Gene Ontology annotation, biological process: adrenergic receptor signaling pathway; positive regulation of canonical NF-kappaB signal transduction; regulation of Rho protein signal transduction. Gene Ontology annotation, molecular function: MAP kinase scaffold activity; guanyl-nucleotide exchange factor activity. The record is from RefSeq and is a predicted model, not a curated record.
CGGCGGCUCAGGUUGCGAGGCGGCAGCCCCCGACCCUCCUCCCCUCCUUCCUGCCCGCCUCCCCGGGCGGAGAGCACCGGCCCGGCCGCCUCCUCCGCCCCCUCCCCGUCCCCGUCCCUCUCCCUUCCCUCCCGGCCCCGCUGCCAGGGGCGAAGCCGCCCGCCGGGCCCCGCGGCUUUUUUUCUUGGAUUUUAUUACUGGAAAACUCUCUAAUGACAAAUUUGCUUAGCUAACCCUGCUUGGUGCUCUGCUGAGUGAUAAUCAAGUCCUGAAGAAGACAGGCAAUGUCUGACUGGAAGACUGGCCACAAUUGCAGGAAUACGGGAAAGAGGAGAUAACAGCAGUGUCAGGCUGGGUUUGCAAGAGGUGAAUCACCACCUGCAUAGGUGUAGGAGCUGAGUGUUGUGACCUGCCCUACUUCUCCCUGCUCAGUGUGGGAACGACCUGAGGAGCAUCUUGGAGCCACCUGUACUGCUUCAUGCAGUUAAAUGUUCUGAGGUCAUGAAACUUAAUCCACAGCAAGCUCCAUUGUAUGGUGACUCUGUUAUUACAGUGCAGCUGACUGAGGAAGAUAAAGUUGAAGAUGAUGUAGUUUUUUAUUUGGUCUUCACUGGAUCAACUGUCCAACACUGCACAAGCACGAGAAAGAUUAAUCCUGGGAGUCUGGAGACAAUUUCUCCUGGCCAUGACUGCUGUGAGACAGUGAAGGUGGCACUUUGUGCCUCUAGAGAAGGUCACCCCGUUCUGGUUGUGGCAGAGGAGAGUUUCCAGUUUGUCCAGGAUGAAGCCUACGAUGCUGCCCAGUUUCUGGCCACCUGUGCUGGCAACCAGCAGGCGCUGAAUUUCACACGGUUCUUGGACCGCUCGAGGCCCCCUGCUGCAGACGUGGAUUUUCUGGAUGAGAAGGUGGCCUUGGCAUUUCGACACCUGAAGCUGCCUGCAGAAUGGAACGUGCUGGGAGCAGACCAGUCCCUGAGCGAGAACAUCCCUCGGGAGACGCUGAUGCACUUCGCGGUGCGGCUGGGGCUGCUGCGGCUGACGUGGUUCCUGCUCCAGCAGCCGGGUGGAAGAGGAGCUCUCAGCAUCCACAACAACGAAGGGGCAACUCCUGUCAGCUUGGCCUUGGAGAGGGGCUACCAGAAGCUGCACCAGCUUUUGACAGAGGAGGGAGCCAGGGAGCCGGACUCGUGGAGCACCCUGUCCCACACCGUGCACUCGGGGGACUACAGCGUGAAGCACCACCGCGGGCUGGACGUGUACCUGCUGACAGCUGAGGCCAGGGAGGGGACAGCAGCCAGCUGGGAGAGGGACAUUCAGCACCUUCAGAUGCACAUGCAGAGCCACCAGCACCAGAGUUUAAGGCAGCAGACAGAGCCUGUACUGGGAGAUUCUGGAGACAGCUGUGCUAAAGGAGCAGAGGGACAUCUGACCACUACCUCUCAGAGCCUGGAAGAAAUGGCAAGAGAAGAAAGGCAGGAAAAUCCAUCUGAUCUGGUUCACCUGGACAUUGGGCAGCUCUCAGACCAAACCCAGCAGGAGGAAAAAUGCAACAGCAGCAGACUGGGAGCUUUAAAUGAUGCACCAAAAGACAUGGAUGGUGCAAACAGCCCAGCAAGCUUUUGUGAAAAUAAAAACACAGUGAUAUUGUGUAAAAAGGAAGGAGAGGCGGGGCUAAGAUCUGCAGAGGGCUCUGGGACUGUAUCAGAUGGGGACUGCACUGUGAGCCUGCCUGCAAGUGCAAAUGGUGCUGUGAAUCUUCCAUCCUCUGGAAAUACAAAUGAGGAAGCUGGAAUGACAUCGGCUGGAGCUGUUGUGGAUCAGGCUGGCGUGGGCAGUGCAGUCAGUGCCCAUCAGGAAGUGCAGGCUGCUGAGGAGUUGGCUGCCAGUGCCGCUGCCGUGGCUGCAGGUGAAGCCCCAGCUUCCUGCGAGAGCCUGGAUGUGGCCAUGGGCCAGACCGAGUGCAGGAACUGUGCCGGGGCCCCUGAGAGGGCCAAGGGGCAGCGGCGGGCAGAGGAUGGGAUGGCAGAGCCUGCUGAGAGGGCUGCAAACCCGGGAGAGAAACACCCAGCUCAGGAGGAGCCAUCCAGCGCUGCUCAGCCCUUACUCACUGCUUUCAACGGCACUGGGUGUUCGGAUGGAGAGGAUGCAAAUGUGGGAGUGGUACCGGCCUGUGACAGUGCAAAUGCAGGUGGUGACAUUGGCAGUGUCUCUGCUGACCUUUGCAAGACCAGCAGCAGCAAAGGGACUGAUGUGGACUCGUGCACUGCUCAGGUAAACGGUGAGCUCACGGGAAUCCAGGGUGAUGCCAGUGUCACAGCGAGGCAGGAGGUCACUGUGAGCACUGGGGAAGCAUUGCCAGCAGUUAAUGGGGUGACGGUUCCUGCUUGUGCAUCAAAACCUGCUCCUGGUUUGGAAGGCCAUGGCAGCAGUGAGAGUGGGGAGCAAGAAGGGCAGGUGGAAGCAGGCAGCACAGAUGGAAAAUCCAGCCUGCCCUCACUGGAAGGCAGUGUGGAAACUGAUGGCCCUGAUGCUGAGCCUGAAAAUAGAGAUGUUGGUGGAUCUAAUGAAAGUGGUGCAGAACCUGCACAUUGCCAGGACAGUGGUGAGAUCGCUGACCAUGGGGCUGAAGCCAUGGAGAGCAGUGAAAAGGAGCCAGUAGGAACUGAUACCAGCAGCUGCAGAGAUGGAGGAAGCAGAGAUUCUGCAGGCAGAAGUCAGGAAGUUGCUGCCUGUCCCCCCUCUGCUGCUCAGACUGGCAUUAAAGAUGAAAUGGACAGCAGCUUCAAAGCAGACACUGCUCAGCAGAGCGAACGUGAGGAACGUGAGCCUGCAUUGCUCCCUCCAGAGGAUGUGAGCACAGGCCUGGCAAAGCAAGAGCCUGCCCAGGCUGGAGCAGAGAAAGCAGAAAGCACUUCAGAGCAGGAGGGGAGGAGCAGCAAGGUGGAAUCGCCCUCUCCCCUGCCCCGAGAAGAGGGGCUGGCUGUGAGUCAGGAGGGAGAUGCUGCAGUGGCACCUCCCGGGCAGGAGGCAGCUCUGCAAGGUAAUGACCCUGGAGCAGCUCCAUGUGCCAAGGGCGCAGACGGUGCCGAGGAUAAUUUAACAGGCACACCCUCUGCAACUCAUAGCGAGGAAUCUAAACAAAAGCAGGAAGCGGCGGCGGCGAGGGCAGGCUCGGCAGAGCUCUCCUGGCAGCACGGUGGGAAGCAUGGCGGGGUAGCUGCUGCCUGGCCUGGGCACCAUGCUGGGGGUGAGGGCUCCCCGCAGCAGGCUGAAGGAGGCAGAGCUGAGCCCGGGCAAGAGGCUCCUGUGAAUGGCAAUGAGCCCCUUUUGUCAGAGGAACUUGUUGCUGCUGUUGUGAAACCCUGUGCCUGCAGUCUGGGGGGGCCUGUGGUGGGCAGCAGCAAUGUGGAUGCUGGGCUGAAAGCAGCAGCCCAAUCUGAAGAAGUCUGCCAGGCUGGAGCAGCGGUUGCAGCCAUGCAUGGACCUGCAUCAGCAGAUGAGUCACUGGGUGCAGAGAGAGACCCUUGUCCGAACGCUGGGCUGAACCACGAACAAGGCCCCGCUCAAGCCCUGCACAGCAGCACCCUCGAGCUAAAGGGUGCCUCGGAGGAGGGAGCCCCCAGUGAUGCCAGUGAGGGUGAGGAGGUGCCAAGGCCGGUGCCAGUCGCCCCUGCUGCAGUGUUCCCAGAGGAGCAGGAGGGCUCGGAGAGCGUGCUGCCCCGGGCAGCGCUGCAGCCCAUCGCGGAGGAGCCCACGUGUGACAGCGACUCCAGCACCGACACCGUCUGUCCUGCUGGGGACAGCGACACUGCCCCUGCCCUGACAGCGGCCCAGGCUGAGCCCCACGCCAACCAAAGCCACUCUGUACCUGCAGUGCCCUUCUCGCCGUGCUCCUGCCGCUCGCAGGCUGCUGAGUCACUGCAAAAUGUGGGAGUGAAGGGUUUGGUAUCGGCUAAUGAUGCCUCUUCUCCAGAUGAAGUUCCUAAAAUGGUAAAAAGUUUUGAUGCAGUGGUUUUUGCAGCAGAGACACCUUGUUCCCAUGAAGUACCUGCCACAGAAAAAGUGGGGCUUGAGCCCCAGGCUGCAGUGGAUGCUGGAGCCAGCCUUAAUGGACAAAUGGAUUUAAGUUCCUCAGCAAAGAAGAAGAAUGUCAGCCUGGCAGUGCAAGGAGCUGAGCCUGUUACAGGGAGGUUGGAAAUGAAAACUGAGGACGAGGUGGAUUUUCAGAAGGUCAGCACAGAGGAACUGAUAAACCGUGAGAGCUGGUGCCCGCUGGAGCCGUGUCCCGACUCCUCCCUGCUGCAGCGCAAGCGCACGCGGGAUGCUCCAGAAUGUGAGAACUUCUUGGAGGAUGGGCUGAGCAGUGUCUGUGCCUCGUCACAGGGUGGUCUUAAAAGAGAGUCCGGGAGUGAGUCUGACCUCUUCCCCUUGCCUGGUGAUGGGAUGGAAGACCUUGUCUUUGGGAAGCAGCCUGAGGAGGAGCAGUCUGCGUGCGAUGUCACCAGCUCCAGCUCCUCUGCGGAUGACACCGUGUCCCUGGAGAGGAACUCGUCCCUGGGCAGCGACACGUCCCUCCCCUUCCCACCCACGGGGAGCUUCGCCCAGCCCAAGGACAGGCUCAGCCUGGAUGGCAGCUGCACCAACAUGGUGCCCUCAGAGGGAGGAGAGAAGGAGGAGGAGCUGGACAGCAUCACGGAGGUGGCUCCCUCGUCCGUGCUGCGCGGCUCCAUGCGGCCGCUGUCGCCCUUCCGCCGGCACAGCUGGGGGCCCGGCAAGAACGCCACCAACGAGGCAGAGAUCAACCAGAGGAGUUCAAUGCGAAUUCUGGGGGAUGGUAUAAAGAAGCCUCCCAUUCAUAGGAGAAGUUUGAGCUGGUGUCCCUCAGGCGUACAGUACAUUGCCAUGGGUCCUGACUUUACCUGUAGAAGUUACAGCCUAGAAGGCCUUGCUGGAGACUCUGGUGAGAACAAAAAACCAUCUACAAAUCUGGAGGCUUCUUCUCUGAGCUCCAAAGACCUCAGGAGGAGUCCACUUGCCAGCAAUCAGUCCCUGGUCCUGCUCUCUGAGGAGCUCGAGCAAGGAGAAAUCAGAGACUACAACCACCAGGUGCAUCAGACAUCACAGCCACAAGGAUUUAACUUCUGUUCUUCUGCUGUUUCAUCUCCACUGACCAAAUCCAUGUCUCUAAUGUCAAUUAGCAAACCAGUGCUCGACAGCACGCAAUCGUUCGGCGGCUCCGUGGGCUCCUCCGUGCAGAGCAUAUCUGAAGAGAGCAGCAGUGUCCCUGCUGGCAAAGGUGUAACAAAAGUCAGCCGCACCUUCAGCUACCUCAGGAAUAAAAUGUCCAGCAGCAAGAAGAGCAAAGAAAAGGAGAAAGAUAAAGAGAAGACUAAAGAGAAGGACAAAGAUUCCAAGGAGAAGGAAAAAGAUAAGAAGCUGUUAAAUGGACAUCUCUUCACUGCAACCUCUGUUGUAGCCCAGGCAACCUGUUACCACUGUAUGAAGCCUUUCAAUAAGGAUUCGUACUACUGUGCAAACUGUAAUGCAAUUGUUCACAAAGGCUGUAAGGAGAGUUUUGCUUCUUGUGCAAAGGUUAAAAUGAAGCCACAGAGAGGGAUGCUGCAGGCACAUGACACCUCUUCGUUACCCACAGUAACCAUGAGAAACAAAAGCUCUCAGCCCAAGGAGCGCCCGCGCUCCGCGAUCCUCACUCCCGACGAAAGCACCGUCACCUCCACCUUCAGCAACAGGAGGUCACAGCAGCCCACUGCACUCUCCAAAAGUGUCUCCAUACAGAACAUUGCAGGAGUUGGGAAUGAUGACAGCUUAAUACACACUUGGAAAUUCCUGUCGCAGUCAACAGACUCUUUACAUAAAAUCAGCCGGGUUAAUGAAUCCAUGGAGUCACUGGUUGAUGAAGGUGCAGACAUGAAUGAAGGACAGCUCAUGGGAGACCUGGAAUUAGAUUCCAAGCAGCUGGAGGCAGAGUCCUGGAGCCAAGUAGUGGACAGCAAGUUCCUACAGCAGCAGUACAAAGAUGUUGUCAAACGGCAAGAUGUGAUUUACGAGCUGAUGCAGACAGAAAUGCACCACGUCCGCACCCUGAAGAUCAUGAACGAUGUGUACAGUGCAGCCAUGGUAAAGGAACUGCAGUACGACCAGCAAGUCGUGGACAAGAUCUUUCCCUGCCUGGAAAACUUGCUGCACAUCCACAGUCAGUUUUUCCAGCGGAUUCUGGAAAGGAAGAAGGAGUCACUGGCAGACAAAAGUGAAAAGAACUUUGUUAUCAGGAGGAUAGGUGACAUCCUGGUGAAUCAAUUCUCUGGGGAGAACGCUGAGCGAAUGAAGAAAACGUACGGCAAGUUCUGCGGCCAUCACAACGAGGCUGUCAGUUACUUCAAAGACCUCUACUCAAAGGACAAGCGCUUCCAGGCUUUUGUCAAGAAAAAAAUGAGCAGCUCCCUGGUGAGGCGUCUUGGGAUUCCUGAAUGUAUCUUGUUGGUAACACAGAGAAUCACAAAGUACCCAGUCCUUCUACAAAGGAUACUGCAGUACACCAAAGAGAAUGAAGUGGAACACGAGGACUUGACUCAGUCCUUAAACCUGGUUAAAGAUGUGAUUGCUGCAGUCAAUAGCAAAGUCAGCAAUUAUGAAAAGAAAAUGCGCCUUGGGGAGAUUUACAACAGGACGGACAGCAAGUCCAUCAUGAGGAUGAAGAGUGGUCAGAUGUUUGCAAGAGAGGACCUGAGGCACCGGAAACUCAUCCGAGAUGGGCCUGUUUCCCUGAAGAACUCAGCUGGCCGGUUGAAAGAAGUCCAGGCUGUUCUCCUCUCUGACAUGCUCGUGUUCCUUCAGGAGAAGGACCAGAAGUAUGUCUUUGCCUCACUGGACCAGAAAUCCACUGUGAUCUCUCUGAAGAAGUUGAUUGUACGAGAAGUGGCUCAUGAGGAGAAGGGUUUGUUCCUGAUCAGCAUGGGGGGAAAGGAUCCUGAAAUGGUGGAAGUGCAUGCCAGCUCCAAAGAAGAGCGCAAUGGCUGGAUACAGAUCAUCCAGGACACCAUGCACACCAUGGAUAGAGAUGAAGAUGAAGGAGUCCCUUGUGAGUCUGAGUUUGAAAAGAAAUUGUCCGAUGCGAAAGUGAGAGGACUGAAAGAACAACUUCAGCAGAAGGAUAAACAGAUCCUGCUCUUGCUGGAGGAGAAGACGAAGAUCUUCCAGGACAUGGUGGACAGUUCUGUGCAGGAGGAGAUGCCAGGCUCCAGGCUGCUCUUCAGAGCCAACACAGAAGAGGCUCCUAAAGGAGAGGCAAUCAUGAAAACUGCAAUAAAUGAAGUUGAACUGCUGCAAGACCUGGUGAACAGGAGCCUGGGCACUGCCCUUGGACAGCAGGUCAGCAGCACUGCCAUAGAUCAGGAGGGAGGAGUUGGCCCCAUCUCACUCCCUAGAAGGGCAGAAACUUUUGGAGGAUUUGACAGUCAUCAGAUGAACGCCUCCAAGGCAAAGCAGAAGGGAGGAGUUUCCUCCUGCAGAGAGGUGGAAGGUCCCAGGACGUGGCGCAGGAGAGCAGGUGGAGCGAAAGAUGAAGGUGAUGAUUCUCAGGACCUUCGGAGAACAGAGUCAGACAGCAUUUUAAAGAAGGGUGGAAAUGCUAAUUUGAUGUUCAUGCUGAAAAGGAAUAACGAGCAGGUCCUCCAAACCAUUACCAGCCUCCAUAAGCUGCUCAGUGCUUUGCAGGGCGUGGUGCUGCAGCAGGACACCUACAUCGAGGACCAGAAGCUGGCUCUGAGCGAGAGGGCUCCGAGCCGAAGCUUCUUCCGGCCGCCCUCGCUGCUGGAGCAGGAGAAGCAGCGCAGCCUGGAGAAGCAGCGCCAGGAGCUGGCCAACCUGAAGAAGCAGCAGACGCAGCACCAGGAGGAGAAGCGGAGGAGGGAGAAGGAGUGGGAAGCGCGGGAGAAGGAGCUGGCGGAGCAGGAGGCCGAGCUGGCGCAGCGCGAGGAGCAGGUGCAGCGGCUGCGGCAGGAGCUGGAGCGCGAGCGCGAGGAGCUGCAGGUGAAGAAGGCGGCGUACCAGCUGGACCUGGAGCGGCUGCGCGCCGCGCAGAAGCAGCUGGAGAGGGAGAAGGUGCAGCUGAAGCAGGACGUGGAGCGCUUCGCUCAAAUGCGGCAGGAGCCUGACCACAACCAGGUUUCAAAUCUACAUGAGAAACUUGCAAGAGUCUCCUCCCAGUCCAGCAUUGAUGAAUCCUCCAUGCAGAAGAAUCCUUCUCUUCCUAAACAAGGGCACUUUGAUGCAGAACUAUCUGUCUCCCCCAAAAGGAACAGUCUUUCAAGGACACACAAAGAGAAAAGCACUUUCCAUUUGCUUAGCACAACAAACCAGACUAACAAGGCAGCUGAGGAGCAGACCCAGAUGCCUACUCGCCUCUUCAGUUUAGCCAAACCAAAGGAGAAGAAGGAGAAGAAAAAAAAGGGCAGGGGACAUCGCUCCCAACAGUCUGAUUCUCACUCGUCAGAAGCACCUCCAGAGGGUGAGGAGAUCUUCUGCUGAGCAUGGACUGUUCCAGUGGUCACUGGUGGCACUGGCACCGUGGACAUCUCCCUGCCUGUGACACAGCACGUGGCUGGUGCCGGCGCUGGACGAGCAUCUGGAGGUUUUAAAUAAAACGUGUUCUGAACUCUGCUAAGUGGUGGAUAAGGGCCUCUCUCCUGUGGUUUUAGGUGAAUUCUCCCUGCAGAGGCUGUGCCUGCACGGCACACAGGACCAUCUCCCUGUGCAAACCUGGGGUCAGAUGGAUUGGGGUAGAUGUUGUCUGUCUCUUCUUACUGCUAAAGGAUGAGAGAACAUAGCCUUAAGGGGUCUGUGCCUUCAAAUUCCCCUUUUCUGGGGAAAAGAACCAAAACCAAGCAUUUAGCAAAAGAUUAGGACUCUACAAAUGGUGCGUACACACUGGCAUAUAUAGAUAUACUGUAUAUAUACAUAUAUGUAUCUAUGUAUCCACUGGGAUAUGCUUACAGUCCCUGCAGCCAAGUCCACCCGUGGGGAUAGAUGAUACCUGACAACUUUCAGGGAGUGUGUAGAUAUUAAAUAUCUUGCCCUUACUUCUCUGGCUGUAACACAGUGACCUGCACGCCCCUUUCGUGCUCAUAGGAUAGGGGCUGUUUGGUUUCAGAAGGGUACCUUACACCAGGAAACAUUCAGAAGCAACAAGUCAGAGGAUAAAAAAUUUAAAAUUAUUCUGAACGAUUUCCGUGGGCAGAGGAAUCAAAUGUCAAACUGUUUGUAGAGUCAAGCAGAACAUUAUGGGGUGUAUUUAAAAUGGCGCAGAAAAGAGAAUUUUGGUGGGCUGGUAAGGCAAUCCCAGGGAGCCAGAUCAGGCUGUUUAAAUGGAAACAACAGUAAACAACAUUUUUUUUACACAAUCUCAUUGAGCUCCAGCUCAUUCCCUCCCAUCCCUGAAGUAAAGAUUAUGUUUUUGCUGGAAUAGAGCUCUCAGUUGCAUUUGACAUCUCCAUACAAGCCUAACGACUGAGUGGGGGGUGGCUAAAAAUCUGCUUUUAGGGAUCUUUGUUCUGUUCAUUGUGUUUUUCUUAGCCUGCUUUUUGUGCUACCUUUGGGCUUCUGUUUCUCUGGAUUUUCUCCCUUGCCCUGCUCGUUUCUGAGGCAGAGUGAGAGCAGCAGUGUCUGAGCAGGUCAGUGAGACAUUGCAGGGCAGCAGGACAGGCUCCAAGGACAUGGCUCCUAUCCCUGUGGCUGUGCAAUUCUGGGCACUUGGGAACCAUUUCUGGGGAGAAGAAGGUUCUGAUGGACAAAACCCCUGUGGGACAGGUCUGGAGUCCAGUGUGGCAUGUCCCCAUGGCUCUGGGGUGAGGUGUCCAUGCAGAACAGGAAGGUCCAAGGGCAGCUCUUGCUGUGCCAGCUGUGGGGUGUCUGUAGAGUUGUGGAAUACAGGGAUGUGUCCACGGGGGGAGAAGAAAUGCAACAAGACACACUUUUCUCAAAAAUCACCUUUAUUCCAAACCCUGUCAGGAGAAUUACCCAAGUGGAUUUGUAAAUGGUUACCAGUUCAAAAUAGGUCAAGGUUUUGCUCAAGAAUUUGAAGCUGUCAGGUGCAUUUCCUUUCCUACCAGUUUUUUUCUUUGAAAUAACAAAUAAUUUCUCUUCUUGUACUAUUGUUUGAUUUCAGUUUGCUCUCAGGCUUGUCAUGAGCUGGUGACCUGUAGCAGUUUUCAGAGUUAGUGCUGAUAAGUAUGGUGAGGUGGAUGCUUGGGCUGGGCUGUCUUGGAGCAGGAACACUGCUUGCUUUGGAAGCUCUCUACACUAUUAAAACUCAGAAGAAAAAGAAGAAAAAAAAAGAAAGGAAAAAGGGUUGAGAUUUAUUUUUGUUUUGUUUUUUUUUUAAUAUUAUUUGGUGCUUGUUCUUAAUUGCAAGCAGGGCUUGCAAAAAUAUUUAUCUUUCAUUUUAUCUGAAAGAGUUUUUUAAAAAAGUUUACUUGGUUUUAUUUUUUUAUUUCUUUUUAAUUUUGCUUUUGUUUGGGGAAUCGUUUGAGGCUUUUUUUCUCUUUCCCCCCCCCUUUAAUUUUUUUUGUUUGUUUAUUUGUUUUGUUUUCUUACCAAAAGAUUGGUAAACCAAAUGUUCUCAUUUCCCUGCUUCCUACAAACCAUGGGGUUGGGCAGUGCUGCUUUGCAGCUCAUUCCAUACCCAAAGUCACACAAUUUCAGCUGAGAGCUUUCUUCAAGGCAGAGCAUCUUCAGCCAAAAAAAAAUCUGGAAAAAAGACACAGUGGCUUCAGACAAGGCUCCUCUUCUCAAUCAGUUUCCCUGUUUAAACAUUUUGAUAAGUUGUUUUGUCACUAUGAGAUUUUCAAUUUAUCCCACUGUCUUUUCCCCAGUCCCAGCACAUGCUAUAUUCACAGCACAGCAAUGUCCCAUGGCUCUGAGAAGGGCACCAAAAGGCAGAUGAGUGACCCAGGGCAGCAGGAUUGAGUCUGCCUGGAUUCACAUCUGUCCUGAUCUGUGCAAAUCAAAAAGAGCAUUCAGUGCCUGAAGUGCAAAUACUAUUGGCUAAGUGAUCUCCCAAGGCCCCUGUGGUUCCUUGACAGAAACCACAGGUGUGAGUCAGAAAUACACUGACCAGAAAUCCUGUGUAUCAAAGCUCUUUGUGUCUUAAAUUCUGGUGGACAGACCUUUGUCCCUGGAGGAUGUCUGUUACUUCAUGAUUCACUUUUUUGGAAUGAAGCCUUUCCUCCCACGCUGCUUCCUCCUUCUUUCACCUUUAGGAAGGUAAGGGCUUGUUUUUAUCUCUUUAGCCUUUUAUUUUUCCCAUCUCAGGUUUUCUUUGGAAAGGCUUGGCAUAGGUUCCUAGAGUCAGAUUCCUGCUCUGAUCCCUGAAGGUUGUCUAGCGUUGUCUGCUAGAUUAUGGUCCCAGACUGACAGCACCAAAACUCUUCCUCUUCCUGGCCUUAAAAUUGCAUUUGCUCCAGUUCCAUGCCUGGAAUCCAUCCUGCAGUUGAUGAAAGCAUGUUUUUUCUUCAGCCCAGCCUGUUCCCAGAGCCAGUCUCUUGAUCCCAUUUGGAGUUCCCAAACCACCCUAUUUUGCAUUGAGUUCCUGGAACUCAGAGUAGGUUCAAAAACAUCUGUUUGAAGCCCAUGUUGUUGGAGGAGAAGAGGAUCCUGGGGGAUCUUGGAGCUGUUUGUGCUGGUGUUUUAUGGAGGGCAGAAAUCAAAUUUGAUUUUCUUGGGCUUUUCUUGGCUUGGUCUUUGCCAUGCCCAAUAGGAGGGGUUUCAGUGUCCAGGGAAGGUGAGAGUGUGGGCUCAGACAAGUACAGAAGUGGCCAGUAUUAGCUGGGGGUGCCAGAAUACCCAGCAGCAGAGAGUAACUGUAGUGAAGGGUGGGAGACUCCAUGAGGUUGUGUGGGCUUGGCCUUAGAUGCUUUUAAAUGAAGUGAUCAUCUCAACAUGUAACUUGAUGUCAGUUUGAUGCCAUAAAGCACUUUAAAUGGAACUGGUCUUGCCCUUUCAAUUACGGUUAUUUGGAGACAAUCAGUUUUGCAAUUGCUUCCCCCUCUGUAUCCCCAGCAAAAUCAGAGCUUCAAGUAGGCGUGUUCCUGGUUUGGUUUGGCUUUUCCCUGAGAGGGGAGGAAGGGCCAAGCUUUUUGUAUUAUUUUUAGAGUGGGUGUGAAUCUGACUACAGUCCCACUGCAGAUAGGUUAAGUGGCAGGACAAGAAAGCUGGCUUCUCUUGGCUCAGGUACAUCCUCCAGGAGAGCCCAUGCCAGCUUCACCAUCACCUUCCUCACAGCAGAUGGGGAAGCAGCCCCACCAGUGGUUUUCCCUCCAUCUCCUUUUCCUUGGAGAAACUCAGAGUGAAGGAGAUGUGAGGCCCUUUCCAUGCACCAAGGUAUUUACUGUCCAGGCCACUGGGACACCUCUCAGGUGCCCUCCCCAGGACAGGAGCUAUCGUCCCCACUAAGGGUGGAUUCUUCCCUCUGGAGGUGUGACAGUGCUGGGCAGCACAGUAAUUCCAUCAGCUUGUGUGGAUUUGCAUCCAGAGAGUCUGAUCACCUUUGCACCUUUUGUGAGUCACCAGGAUAUCUCACAGCUGUUGCUGAAACACCCAAUUCCAGUCCUUCCACAUGCCACCUAGUCAGAAGAGGUUCUUCAGGUGCCAAAUCCCAAGGAAGCUGUCUAGGGUAUCUAUGGCAUGGAGCAAGGGAGGACUGGGCAGGGGACACAGGAAAGUAUCUGCUAAAAUCCCACAAAACAUUCCUUGUUAACCAGAACUCUGGAAAUUAUUCUGCCUGCUGGCCAGGUUUGGGAAUUUAUCAUGAUUUAGGGCACCCUUUAAAAUAAAAAACCUCCCCUGCUGCUCAUAACUCUUGCUUCAUUUGUCAGAAGGGGCAGCAAUCUACAAUCCUUCAUUGGUGAUACAGCUAAUUUUUAAAUAUAGGUGAACUGAACUGGCCAAAUCUCCUACACCUUGUGCUCUUCAGUCGUGAGAAGUGUAGUGCCAGCUCCCUUCCCACCUGCCUUUCCAGGGCUCUGUGCCCUUUCCUUCCACAUGCAUUUCACUGACACUGAUGCUUUGCCCAAAUGUAAUUCAGCUUCCAUUGCUGGGGGGAGGGGGGAACAGGAUAACAUUCACUGCUUUGCAUACAGCUAUGAGCUUUGUAUGUAUUUAAGCUGUCUAUAGGUAUCCAUCUUUUUCAUGCUCUAAAGUAAUCCUACUAUUUUCUUUAUCAAUAUUAAACACUGACUCAAAAAAAAAAUAAAAUAAAAAUCUAUGCCCGGUUCAGUUCGCCUAUGGUUAAAGUUUAGCCUGGUGUUUAUUUUGUACUAAUAUGGAAUGCACUUGAGUAAUUCCCAGAACAUUGAGGUGUAUUAUAAUAACCUGAUAUACCUCUGCUUUUGGUUUGUUGCUUAUUAAAAAAAAAAAAAAAAAAAAAAAAAAAAAAAAAAAGGAAAAAAAAAGGCUUUGCAUUUUCAUGUUGAACCCAUAAAGAAAAAAGUUGGGAAAAAAAGAUUUUUAAAGAAGAGGGUAAAACCUAAUUGCUGUAUGUUAAUUUGUAAUUAUGUAAAAAGUGAGCAGGUUAUUGACUGUAAAAUUCUUCAGUUUUUCUGUAAGUUGCCAGAAACCAUUAGGUUUUGUAACAAGCUUUUAUUUAUCUUCCUUUUUAGUUAUCAGUAUCAACCUCUUGUAAAGUCAUUCUUCCUCUAAAUAAAUUUGAUUUUAAGUCUGA